AUGGCCAUUGACACCUCUGAGACUGUCCCCUCGGUUUCCAUUAUUGGAGCCGGACCAUGCGGAUGUGCCUUCGCUGCCGACCUGGCUAGCAAAGGCCGAGACGUCCUUCUAUACGCCCAUCCCGAGCACCGGGGAUUCGUUCCAUUGAUCGAGAACAAUGGCGGCUGGCUGGGAGCCAAAGGCGAGGUCAAUGGCCAAUUCCAAAUCCCAACCACCAGUGAUAUGAGCCGCGCCGUCCACCACGCCAACUACCUUAUUGUCACCGUCCCUUCCUUUGGUCAAGAUACUAUCCUGACCAUAUUGAGCCAAUUCGACCUCCGCAAGCACACUCUUAUCAUCAACGUUGGCAAUUUCUUCUACUUGGCCGCCCGUCAAAAGGUCAACGCCAGCACCAUCGUGGAAACCGAUAUCUCCCCCUACGCCUGCCGCAUGGUCGGCAACGACGUCUUCAUCAAGGGCACUAAAAAGCGCCUCGCCAUCUGGGCCGAGAAGGCCCCCUUCCAAGACGCUCUGAAGCCUCAGGGUGACCAGCUUUUCCGCCGCCAGAUACAAUCCGUCUUUACCCCGGAACUCGUCUGGACCAAGAACCUGCUGGAAGUGGGCCUGAACAACAUCAACCCGGUUGUGCACGCCCCAGCCGUGCUCAUGAACGCAGGCUGGAUCGAGUCCACCAAGGGCGACUUCUACUUCUAUGGCCAAGGAAUGUCCCCUGCCGUCUCGCGGGUCUCAGAGAAGAUCGACCAGGAGCGGCUGGCGAUCGCCCGCGCUUACGGCCUCGAGCUCGUCGAUAUCACCACCUACAUGAACCGGAACUACAGCCACGACAAGGAGUACCAGAGCUUCCACGACUUCGCGAGCCAGUCGUGGAUUCACAACCAGACCAAGGGCGCUCCCACACACAUGGGCCACCGCUACGUAACAGAGGAUAUCCGGUACGGGCUGGUCCCAUGGUACGAGCUCGGUGUCAAGUGCGGCCUCGCGUCGCCGACGAUUCGAUCGCUGAUCGAGGUGGCGUCUGUGGUUGGUGGUGUUGACUCCUUUGCGACCGGGCGCAGUCUCCAAGCUGCUGGGCUUGGCGAAGCGACCAAAGAGCAGGUACUGAUGGCCCUGGGUGGGCCUAUGGAGAUGACCCCUGGCAUUCUUCCGCCCCUGUCGGAGCCUCCUGUCAAGAUGAUGGAGUCGCGUGUCUCCAUGCAGGCUACGCGAGUGGCUGCAUAA
This is a messenger RNA of Penicillium chermesinum, 1218 nucleotides long. Its product is annotated as NAD/NADP octopine/nopaline dehydrogenase family protein. Gene Ontology annotation, molecular function: oxidoreductase activity. The record is from RefSeq and is a predicted model, not a curated record. The transcript has a single exon. NCBI's taxonomy places the organism in Eukaryota, Fungi, Ascomycota, Eurotiomycetes, Eurotiales, Aspergillaceae. The coding region runs from base 1 to 1218 and encodes 405 amino acids.